Molecule: messenger RNA, 8853 nt
Organism: Triplophysa rosa
Lineage: Eukaryota; Metazoa; Chordata; Actinopteri; Cypriniformes; Nemacheilidae
Gene: cep170bb
Product: centrosomal protein 170Bb
Exons: 20
Coding region: 276-5363 (1695 amino acids)
Molecular function (GO): protein binding
Source: RefSeq, a predicted model, not a curated record
UGGCAGACGCUGCUUGCUCGGUUGUGAUGCAGUAACCUGCUGUACGUACACAUGUCUACUGGUGGCGCUGGACGCAGAUGCCGAAGAGGGUGUUGUCUACGUGAAACCACGACACUCAUGACAACCAAGGGCAUUUAACUGGAUAUUUAACAGAAUACCAGCAUAUGCUGAAAAGCAAGAGGAAGACGCCGAUGGUGCCACCAUUUGUUUCUCUACGGCAGACCAGCGCAUCUGGAGUGUUGUAGGAUGCAACGUGUUUUUUCAGCGAAACAAAGAUGAGUGUGACGUCAUGGUUCCUGGUGAGCAGCUCUGGUACCCGUCACCGUCUGCCGCGGGAGAUGAUUUUUGUUGGCCGGGAGGACUGCGAGCUCAUGCUCCAGUCUCGUAGUGUGGAUAAACAGCACGCUGUUAUCAACUACAAUCCUGCCACAGAUGAGCACCUGGUCAAGGAUCUGGGAAGUUUAAACGGGACCUUUGUGAAUGACCUGAGAAUUCCGGAUCAAACAUAUAUCACUCUCAAGCUGUCAGACGUUGUUCGGUUUGGAUAUGAUUCCCAUGUGUAUGUUCUUGAGAAAAGUCAACAUAAAGUCCCUGAAGAGGCACUUAAGCAUGAGAAAUACACCAUUCAGCUGCAGAUGGGUCUAAAAGCCACAGAGGGGAAACAACAGCAUGUGCAAGAAGAGAAGUCAAAGUUAGAGCGUUCUGAACGCAAAAGUGUCACUGAGGCACCUUCACUCCGGCCCACACCACUGUAUGGCCAGCCAUCAUGGUGGGGAGAAGAGGACUCUGUAAACAAGGGAACACACAAUGAAGUACGUCGGUCAGGUGACAACCAUUCAGAGGUCACUAAAGAGGGCCCGAUGGCUGAGGAUGAAUUCAACGGUUCCGUUCAGGAGAUCCGUGACAACCAGGCCAAGUCAGCCUUCCUGUACAACCGAGAGCACAGCUAUUUUGAAAUCCCUACAAAAGAGUCCACCGCGCACCCCAAGUCCCCGGCGGGAGACCUGAUCGACAUCCCAACCAAAGACACCAACGUUCCUCUGACAUCCACACCUCCAGUUGUCCAGAGUCAUGCUUCUUUCACUAUCGAGUUUGAUGACUGCAUGCCAGGCAAGAUUAAAAUCAAGGAUCACGUAACCAAGUUCUCGUCCCGGCAACGGAGCAAGCAGCAGCCCUCCAGUAAACCUCUGGGAGCCACACCUACAGAGGUUCUGUCAGCUGAGAGCAAAGUAGCGGAUUGGCUCGUGCAAAGUGAUGUCAGCAUGAUGUGCAGGCGGACACCUUGUGAGGAUGCGUACAGCACCAAAAGUGACUUGGCGAUGCACAUCAGGACACUCAAAGGUCACCAUCAUGAAGAUGGAACCCAGAGUGAUUCAGAAGAACCAGUAAUGAAAGACAAACGCAGCAAGUCUCAUAAUUCGGUGCAAUCCCAAUCAUCAGUACAGUCACAGCAAUCGGAGCGGUUAAAGACAUCUGAACCGUCUGAAUCAGUGCUGUCUCAGCAGUCCAUCCCAACGCAGAGAUCUUAUUACCCUCAGUCAGUCUCACCGCCCAAACACCCUCAAACAAAUCUUGAAGAAAGUGAGACCCAUCCCGUCCAAGAAGCCUCCUCUCCAUCCCAGGCAGAGGUUAAGCCCGUUCACCCUGAGCCACACACCCAACAGGCCUUCAUCAUUGAGUUCUUUGACGAUAACCCUAGAAAGAAGCGGUCGCAGUCCUUCACACACAACUCUGCCCAUGCUGACUCCUACUCUGCAUUGAAGGCCAAACUAGAAAGACGCAAAGCUCAUGGUGAAAGGCCAGCUUCUGUUCACGGGCACAUUCCUCCGACGCAGCAGAUCACUGUUCCGCUAAAAGGUUCCGGCCAUGGAGGUUCACAGAGGUCAAGCUCACUGAAGAGAGAUAAGACAGGAGACAGUGGAAGCAGCACGUCUCUUUCGGGGACCUCAUCUCGCUCUACACCAACCAUCACCAUCAAGCCUUUCGGAAGUGUGGGCAAGAAGUCCAAAAUAGCUCAAGAAUUUGCUGCAGUGUUCCUAAAGGAUACAGGAAAAACAUCCCCACCUCCCAUGUCUGCACCACCUGUAAUGUUGUCCCCAUCCCACGCUCAUUUACCCUCCCCAGUAGAGCCAUCUGGACCCUCAUCUGUAUCCUACCCAUCUUCACCGUCUCAGCUGCAGGCAUUAUCCCAGUCUCUUCUUCCAUCGUCUCCUCCGGUCUCUGUGCCUGAAAGGGGUGCAAUUUCUAAUGCCUCCCCAAUCUGCUCGGCCGGGUCAUUGGUGCCCCAGUUUUUUCAGCACGGAAUCAGCGGUGUGGACACUAAGGGCUCAAGAGUGUUACGAAAUGAGGAGGAGGAUAGUCUAAGUGAUGCUGGUACCUACACGAUUGAGACGGAGUCACAAGAUAAGGAAGUGGAGGAAGCAAGAAGCAUGAUUGACCAGGUGUUUGGAGUGUUAGAUGCGCCAGAAUACAGCGGUCAGGCCAUUGGAGUUUAUAGACCUGUGAUUGAUGAUGGGAAAGAUGAGCAGGCAUUCUUUGGUCAUAGCCAUGGUGUGACAGCUGAUGUAAUGUCGACAUCAUCACAUGGCCAUGGGGAGGACCAAGUCAGCUCACAGCAGGCACAUCCUGAUGCAGGAGGACCUAAAUGGGUCUCACGCUGGGCCAGCCUGGCGGACACUUACAGUGACUCACAAGGAUCCGUGGUCACUCCAUCCCAAGGCGUACUUACAGACAGAGAUGUCCGAGUGACAUUAAUGGUAAGUCAAAGCAUGGACAUCUCUGAAUCUGAGGGCAGUCAAGGUUCCAGGACAAGGAGACUACUUCCCCAGGUUCCACCUGGAGAAAAGCUUGAGAACACAACCCCUAGUAUCUUGAUCCGUCAUGAGACGCACAUGGACCAUGAGCCACCAGAGAGGGGUACCAGAGCACCACAGCAGCAGGACUGCACUCACAGGCUAUGUGUUCAAGAUGAUUUAGAGCCGGAUAGUCUGAGUGACACCAGCCGUUCAGAUGACAGCUCUAUCCUCGAUAGGAGUGGAAGAAGUCAAGGAAAGAAAGGAACGGUAGCACACUCGCCAUCUGAAGGUGCAAAUCAUUCCAAAACCUUAGAAAUGCCUGCGCCCACUCCCACUCCCAAACCCACAUCAUUUUAUAUUGGCUCUGAAGAUGGUUCAUACAGGUCGGAGGCAUCUAGAAGUCCUGUUCUUUCACAGUCCGAAAGAGACACUUCUCCCAAAAUGCCUCCGACCACUGUUUUGAUACGACAUCUGAGUGGCCAUGAGCCUAAGCGACCGGUGAAGCCCAACUCGUCAGCCCCAAAUCUUCAGACCCAUGACAGAGAUACUGUGCCCACCAAAGAGACCUCUACCUCCUUUGUUCGACAGGAGAGUUUUACCAAAGAUAGGCCAAGUGACAUCAUCCAAGUCAAGAAGCUGCCACAUAUUUCCAGUCACCCCGCUUUGAGAAGCCUGGAUUCAGGAGAACCUGUCCGAGAUACGUCACUCUUUUUUAAGGAAGCAGAAAGAUCACCGGAAGAGAAUUUACCUCGACGAUCCAGAAAGGGAAGCACUCCUGCACAAGACGACUCUCUCUCUGGUGAAUCAGAUGUUGACACUGCCAGUACUGUAAGCAUGGUCAGCAGUAAAAAUGCCCCUGUCAGUGCACCUAAGAAGCGCGCCGCUUCAAAUGAAAAACGCAAGGAUAAAGCGUCUACCAGUGCACAUGACAAAGGCAGACAACCCACGGCCCGCGAGCGACUGUCAGAAAAACGCAAAACUCAUUCCUCUGCAGACAAAGCUGAAACCAGCAAAGCUGAACAAGCUCGUCGCCUUCAACUUCGUCGCAGUGCUGGUAACCGUGGUUCCUUAGAUCUUUCGGAGAAUCAGCAUGGUCAACAGCAUUCUGAUCAUGAGUCAAGUUCAAGGCCCAAUGGUCGCAAGAAACUCACGACACCCUUGCAAAAGGAGGACCCCAAUAAAGUGGCGAAAGGCAACCAUCAGGUGUUGACCCGAUCCAAUAGCCUUUCAGCCCCGAGACCAACUCGUGCCUCCAUGCUCCGUCGAGCCCGGCUGGGUGACGCGUCUGACAAUGAGGGGGCAGAGACAGACCGUGCAUCCCAGAGCUCCGACCACACCAAGACUCCUAACGAAGGAAAGAAACUCUCGAGGCUCGACAUUCUUGCCAUGCCUCGGAAGCGGACUGGGUCCUUCACUGUUCCGAGUGACAACGAGUCUACUUCAAGCAAGCAUGGAAAUUCUAACCGUCCUGCUGAGGCAAGCAGUGCGAAAAAAGGAGCAUCGGGUGAGGUGAGACAGACUGCUGGGAAAGGAGCUUCAUUAACAGGAAAGCACUCCUCUGCUCGUACCCGUUCUAACCAGGUUAAACACAGUAGCACCGCUGGUUCCCAUCGCAGACAAAAGGAUUCAAACUAUUCCUCUACCUCAGAGGAGGAGUUUGAGACUAACUCCAACUCUAAACACAAACGCUCCCACUCCUCGGCGGCAACUCAGACUCAGACACCAAAGAAGAGCAUUCAAAUGAGGCUAAAAAGUGUCUCUUUGGAAACAGAAGAGGAUGAAGCUCAGAACGAACACUUCCAGAACUGGACUAAUCAUAGUGCAGAGAUUGCCAGGCUGAGUCAAGACCUGGCCAAAGAUCUUGCCAUCCUUGCACGUGAAAUCCAUGAUGUAGCAGGGGAUGGUGACUCCCAGACAUCAUCAGGCAUGGGAACUACCACCUCCCCAGGCUCCAUGCCCAAUACCCCUGCAUCCAAUAUCUCAACCAGAGAGGAGAGACCAUAUCCAUCAUUACAGAGGUUCCUGUCACCUCAGCUGGUACAGCACAUACCCGAGGCAAGUCUGAACUAUCAAAAGCUUCCACCAGGCUCAACUAGUCCAGUAGACCAGGAUUCAAAUAUGAACGACCAUGACAGUUCCAGACGGCGUCCCUGGAACCGUGAAGAGGUCAUUCUGGACAAUCUAAUGUUGAACCCCGUGUCGCAGCUCUCACAGGCUAUCAGAGAGAACACGGAGCAACUCGCAGAGAAAAUGAAAGUUAUGUUUCAUAACAAGACAGAUGUGUGGGAAGAAAUAGAGGCAAAAAUCAAUGCUGAAAAUGAGGUUCCCAUCCUUAAGACAUCCAACAAGGAAAUCUCCUCUAUUCUCCAGGAACUGAGAAGAGUCCAGCGACAACUUGAGGUGAUCAACACUAUUGUUGAACCUGGAGGAACCCUCAGAAUUCCCUCUGUGGCAACUUCUCCAGGGGGAAAGACCAAAUCUUCUUCCAAGGAGUUUACCAGCCCCUCUUCUACUAAUGCCAAUGCAAGUGUAAAGCGAGGUGCCCGCGGGUCUGAGGGAGGCCGAUAAGGAGUUUAAGCGUUGUUAUAACGAAUGCACAUCUUUUUAAAGCCUGCCAUCUUCACAGCGUCUUUGUUACAGUAUUGUGAGAGGAUUUGUGGUGCAAAUAUACGUCACGUGCUUUCUAUAAGACACCGUCGCGGCACAAGCUAAAAGUAGGCAACACUGUAUUUACAACAAUUGUAACCCGUGGCUUGCUUAGACCGUUGUUCUGUAUACCAUGGCUGAAUGAAUGAGUGGGUGCUGUGUCACAGUUUUCCUGUGCCAUGUCUGUUUUAAUUGUUUAAAAACCUUUGUAGCAUUUUCUUAAAGUACCAACUCCGACAUUAUGUGCACUUGGCUGCUACUGAUUCACAGCAUGAAGAAAACACCGCCCUUAAAUGCUUACCUUGUGAAAUUUGACUGAAUUUGUCAAGGGCACAGCACUUUGCAAAAACAAGCCCUUUAACCAUUAUUUUAAGUGGGGAAUGUUGUGAAAGAUUAGCACACUGCAAAAAAAUGAAUUUCUUACUUAUUAGUUUUGUCUUGUUUUUAAGAACAAACAUAUGCACAUUCUUAACCUUCCUGUUAUGUUUGGUGUUGGUAAAUGCUAAGUAAAGUGCGUGUAAAGAAUGAAAUAACAAUUCAAAUUUAAGUCAUUCAUUGUGUAUUAAAACAUUUGUGGGAUCAAUAUAACCUCAAAUAAUUAAUCAUAGCUCAAAUUUGCACAUAGGAUGGUUUAAUCAAGAUAGAUUUACUUGAGAAGCUAAAUGACUUAAGAUAUUAAAUAAUAUUCAAUUAUAUAUAUAUAUACACACUGUAUACUGUAUAUAGCCUACUGUGUGUGUAUAUCCAUGGGGGAAAAAAGGUUGAUUUUCAGUCAUUUUUUUAUAGUUGUGUGUUUAAGAGUAAUCAUAAUUUUGGUUUCAUUUUGUUAACAAGAGACGGUAUUUCUACCAAAUUACAAAUGAAAAUAUUGGGUUUUUUUGCAGAAUAUUGGGACAAACUGGCAAACAAAAUAUGAACAAGUUCUUAUUAAAACAAGUUAUUUUAGUUUACCAGAGUUCAAAUUUUGAAACGUUUCUGUUCAUUAUUGGAAAACCAUAAACUAAAUUAAAAAAUGAAAUGUAGCCUCAAAAAUAAACAAUGAAAUAAGUUUAUAGUAGGGAUGUAACGAUUCACCGUGAGCCGUUUGAAAAUCGGUUAUAACGAGUGACGAUUCAAAUCGGUUGAGGCUUGAACUGAAUCGCAAUACAUUUUUUGAACAGCAGGGGCCGCUAUUUUCACUGCAAACCUAAACGUGGACAUGCUGAUAUUUCUUAAAUGCAAAAAAAUCCAAGAAAAUCUCAGAAAGUAUUAGUUUGUUUAUAUUAAAGAGACUUUUUCUAUUAUUAAUUUGUUAUAAAAUUGCAGUUUAGUUUUGUUAUUUGAAAUAAAACAUUAUUUUAUUAUACAAAGAAACGUGAAGCAUUUAAGAAAUAAUGCAAGGGAAGUUGUUCAUUUCUAAUUUGUUUCAACUCAUUUUGUAAAAAUAAAUCGUGAAUAAAUCGCAUCGUGAGAUCAGAAUCGUGACUCGCAUCGCAUCGUGAGCUGAGUGAAUCGUUACAUCCCUAGUUUAUAGCACUAAAAUUAUUAUAAUAAACAAAAACUGAAAUAAAACUAAAAUAAAAAUUAAUUAAUCUUAUUUUACAGACGAAAACAUACACCAAAAUUGCUAAAACUUUAAGCUAAAAAUAAAAGCAAAUUUAAAAUAUGAAUAAAACUUAAAUCAAAACUAUAAUAACUGAAUGUUUUUAUUUUAGAAUCAGUUCGAAAAGGAGUAUAUGAUGGAAUGUUUUUUUCACGCCGCUAUAUAUUUAAAACUUAAUAUCUUAAGUAAUUUUGCUUCUGCAGUAAAUGUAUCUUACAGUAAGAAUAUUUGGAUAUUUGUACUGGAACACAAGACAAAAUACUGUGUAAGAAAUGAUUUCUUUGCAUUGUCUCUAAUGUGCCUCUGAGCAUAUGGCCACUACAGUAUAUUGCUGAAUUCCAGUACCGUUCGUACACAAGUUAAAGUAAUGUUAAAAUCUAAUCAACCUUUCGCAGAUUGUUUAAAUGGGCUAUGAGUGUAUUGUAAAAAUUGUUAGGCGAUUUAACAGGUCAGUGAACAGAAUUUGUUUGAACGUUCUCCCAUCACUGACAUAAUUCUGGUGUGUGUUGAUGUGUGUUGAGAGUGAUUUAUCCUGUGAUGCUGUGGAGUGUUGUUGCUGUGUGUUACAGGUAAAUAACGGGUUCCCUUCACCCUGCAAGAUUAUACUGUAUGCUGUUAUGAUUGUAUGCAACAAAGUGAUUGUUGUUAUUCAUUUUCAAUCACAAAGAGCUAUUUUUGGGUUUGAUUGUUGCCCUGCUUCACUCGAAGGAACAAAAAAACACAACUGGAUGUUAUCAGCUAGCGCUGUCUUGUUUGUAUUUCAGUCCUUUAUGCUUUAGAUUUUGUGAAUGUUUUGCAAGUAUCAGAGUGGUCAACGUUUAACCAGUGAAAAAGAUUUAUGUUGCACUAAAUAGUGUUAUUUAGGGAAUUUGAAAUAUCAGCAACAGUUUUCGUGACGUUAGUUUGAGCGCAGUAAAUACACGCCACCGGUAGGCCUACCACGGUAAUACAGAUAAGGAGGGCACAAAAAGAUACACUGCGUCACAAAAUGCAGUUGAAAACAUCUUUCUGUCCACCAGGGUCCCAUCAACAACACAUUAUUUCUCAGAAUCAAUCUGCACUAUAUGUUAGUAUUGUAAAAAAAACUGCUUCUUCUCAGUAAUUGUGACCUUUCAUAACAGCACUUUUUAUGUAGUACUGUUCAACAUGAGAUUGAAGAGUCUGUGCAAUCCUAUUAUCUCAGCUAAAUAUCUGCACUAAGAAAUGAUUGUAUACUAUAUAUAUUUUGUUUUUAGCAGUUGCUUUAGUUUUGGCUGGGUGUUCGGAUUGGUUCAAUGUGUGUGUAAACUGCAAACGAAAGACUUGUUUUAUGAAUACUGCAUGUCUGUCAUAUGUAAUGAAGGCGGGUCAAGACUAAGACAUGUUUACCGGCUGUGUGUUUGUUUAUGUAAAGAGCGGUACGUUGACAUUUAUAAGGCCUAGUAAAUACAGAAACAAAUAGGUCGACAGUGCAAAUGUGAGUUUUGUGCAGGCGCACCAUGCUCUCCGUAUGUAUCUCUGCAGUUAUUGUACAGUUUUCUUUGCAUCGUCAUCAGUAUCAGGCCUGUAAAUUCAUUGCCAGCAUCUAUCUGAUGUAUCUAUAUUCAAAGGUUUUCAUCUUGUACAUCUCAUCUCGUUUUUCUCAUUUCUAUACUGUUUAAAACACUUUAAAGGUUUGCGUACAGCUGAAAAUCCAAAUCCAACUGAUUUUGCUGAACACUGUUUAUUUGCAUUUUUUAUUUUUUUACGUGUAGUUGCUUUUAUUAAUAAACUACAGAAUGUCUUAUGUAAAUCAAUGCACCAUACAAAGUGUAUUACAUUUUUCAUCACAUUUGUAAUAAAUUGAUUUGA